Messenger RNA from Cutaneotrichosporon cavernicola, 1611 nucleotides. RefSeq lists its product as uncharacterized. Bases 1 to 1611 code for a protein of 536 amino acids. Lineage: Eukaryota; Fungi; Basidiomycota; Tremellomycetes; Trichosporonales; Trichosporonaceae. The transcript is spliced from 3 exons. The record is from RefSeq and is a predicted model, not a curated record.
AUGGAUAUCCAAAUCGACAAUCUCACCCUCCUCUUGCUCGGCGCACUAGUCGUGCUGCUGCUCUACCAGCGCCUCUCGACGCCGAGCUCGCUUGUCCACUCCCUCCAGCUUGGCGGGCAGGCCGCGCCAGCUGCCGUCCGCCAGCCAGGUGAGAGUCCAAUCUACCGCGCCUGGGCGACGGGACAGGGCACGCCGCUCCAAGUCCGCCCUGCUGGGAAUCUGAAGACUGCCGAUAUGGCCGCGCGUGCUCCGCCGCCCAGCGUGAUGCCUGGCAAACCCCUCCCGCCCAUUAAACAGCGCUACAUCCUCGACACACCAGCACUCGCCGAGGUCGCGCGUCUCGUCCCUCUUGGCCUGCGUGCGCUCUUCCCCAAGCUCGCAAGUGAGGAGGUGACGCCUAUUGCGGUUCUCCUUCCUCCUUCGCCGACAACGUCGCUCCCAACACUCCUCCUGGCCCUUGCUAGCGAGCCUCGCCACCCGCUGGUUAUCCUUGACCACCCGCGCCGACUCGCCUCAGCUCUCAGCGGCAAGGACCAUCCCGUGCCGUCGCUUAUCGUCGCCCAUGCGUCGGCUGCCAAGGCCAUCGCCAACCUUCCCACCGGUGUGGAUGUCCUCCUCGUCGGCGACCCCGAGGGUAAGGUCGAUAUUAAGGCCCGGAGGUGGGAGGAGAUCUGGGACCCGGCCGAGGCCGCGACCGCCGACAACCACGAGAACACCUGGUCGGACGCUUUUGGAUGGUUCUACGCGCCCGACGGCGAGGUCCUCUCCGCGACGCACAUGACGAUUACGGCCGGCAUGGCGGGCAUCAUGGCUCUCUUCCCCGCUGACAAGCGCCCUGGGCCGCGCGACGUCGUCGCUUCAACUCUCAGCCUCAACACCCCGUUCGGACUCACCCUGGCCCUCGCAAUCGUGUGGUGUGGCUCGGGACUCCGCCUCGUCGGCCCUACCGGUUGGGACGCCGAGGCGGACCCGAACACUGAGCUCAGCCUGCUCGCGGCCGAAGACCAGCCGGUCCCGACCGUCCUCUUCGCCACGCCGGCAUACCAUGCCGCGCUGGUGGCACACACGGCGCACGCGCUCCGAUCGUCGCUCGGCCGCAUCGCUGCGGCCCACAAGCUCCAGGGCAUCCGCAACGGAUGGGUCGGUCGCGAGGGAUGGGCUGACGCGCUCGUAUCCGGCGCGCGCAAGGGCGUGAUGGGUGGCCUUGUUGACAGUCUCCGCGCAAUCCUCGUCGUCGGGGACGUGAGCUAUGCCGCCGCGUCGCGCUCUCACGCGGUUCUGUCACUUCCGCUUACGCGGCUUACGACCUCGCCAUACUCUACUGGCCCGCUCUUUGCAUCUCACUUCUACGACCUGCAGAGCCCAGUCGUGCCCGACGCCUUUGCUCCUGUCGGGGGAAAGGCACAGAAGGCGCACACGGGCCCUCCGGCAAGCAAUGUUGAGGUCCUCCUGCGCGGCGUCGACGAGCCCAUGCCCGAGGAGGGCGAGGUCACUGGCCGUGUGUGGGUCCGCGGACCGAGCGUACUCGACCGUCCUGGCACUGUUGAGGGAUGGAGCGAUGCGGGUGUCAGCGCAGCCGUAGCGAGUAACGGAACGUUUGUCGUCGCCUAG